GUGCCUCAGGACGCGAGAUUUGCUUUUGGCUCUGACCCUCAGCCGUUCCUUCCGGGAGUCGGAACUGCGGUAUUCAAGCCUGAGUGCAAGCCGAUGCUGAGUGGGCAGCUGGUCGGACGCCUGUUCUCCAUGGCCGGGCGCGUCUGUCUGUCCCGGAGCAGCACGGGAGCAGGGACCAUCGGUCCCGUCGAGGCCGCCAUUCGCAUGAAGCUGGAACAGGCCCUGAACCCCGAGGUGCUGGAGCUGCGUAAUGAGAGCGGUGGCCACGCAGUCCCACCAGGCAGUGAGACGCAUUUCCGCGUGGCUGUGGUGAGCUCUCGCUUCGAGGGAUUGAGCCCCCUACAACGGCAUCGGCUGGUCCACACGGCGCUGUCCGAAGAACUGGCUGGGCCGGUCCAUGCCCUGGCCAUACAGGCGCGCACCCCUGCCCAGUGGAGAGAGAACCCUCAACUGGACACGAGCCCCCCUUGCCUGGGCGGGAGCAAGAAAACUCGAGGAACUCCCUGAGUCUUGAGAGAGGGAGGACGAGGAGCCAAAUGGGUUGGGUGAGAAUAAACUACUGGGGCCUUCUUCCCUUCAAUAUCUGUAAGAGAUGAGGACCCUGGGCCCCAUUCAACUGGCAUAUACUUAUUCUCUGGAGACAGCAAUUCAUUUCACAUCAAGGCUAACCCAAGGAAAGAGUAGAAUCUCUCUCUACAGCUCUUGGCCUGGACCAUUCAGGAAAAUGUUUUGUGUUAAAUUGUGACUAAGGAACCACCAGACCUUAUGAGUUGCAGAUAAUUCUGUACAUUAAAAGAGAAAUUAUCGUAUGAAGUG
Molecule: messenger RNA, 816 nt
Organism: Sus scrofa (pig)
Lineage: Eukaryota; Metazoa; Chordata; Mammalia; Artiodactyla; Suidae
Gene: BOLA1
Product: bolA family member 1
Cellular component (GO): mitochondrion
Source: RefSeq, marked validated